Messenger RNA from Penicillium egyptiacum, 2184 nucleotides. The record is from the annotation of a GenBank genome assembly. NCBI's taxonomy places the organism in Eukaryota, Fungi, Ascomycota, Eurotiomycetes, Eurotiales, Aspergillaceae.
AUGUUUAUCGCGUUCAAAGCUCAGAAUGAAGAGGGAUUGCGUAACCCAAAGCAUAAAAGGCGAAGUGAACGACUCAGCCGGCGAGGAUCUACACCGCGAGCCUGCACUUCAUGUCGUCGUCGCAAAAUUAAAUGCGAUGGCGAGAAGCCCUGUGAAGCUUGUCGAUGGUACAAGAAGCCUGAGCUGUGUGCCUAUACGGAACCUCGAUCCUCGCAGCCCAGCCAGCCGGAGAAACUGUCAAUACCCUCGCCCGACUACAAAGGCACACUUGAAAGGCUUUUUCCGGACAAUGCCCCCGAGAACAUCGCCCAUUUUUCACGAGAUAAAUUGUUAGAUUUGGUAACCGCAGGCGGAACUCCAUAUUCUCAACACCAGGACUCAUCGAUCGCUGCCGGAUCCCUCGACACCCACAACUCUACGUUGUCGGGAGAGAUGCCUGGUCUGGAAUCACUGCAUACAAUACCCGGAGAGCAACUCGACGAAAGUCAGUGUGCUAGUGCCUCGGAAUCGGUUGGGCAUAUCUCAGACGACGUCAACGCAUUAUCCCUAUCGGCUCGGCACCCAACCUCCUACCUAGGUGUUUCGUCUAUUCAGGCCGCACUGAAGGUCAUUGCGUGGCUCCACCCAGCAGUUAACUCAUACUUCGCUCAGUCCUUGUCUAAAGACCAAUGUUUGCAGCUGACCAACUCAUUGCCUCAGUCGCGAGCUGCACCUCAAGCUGACCCCCCACCCACGGAACUCCAAAUGCUAGAUGCAUACUUUGUCAACUUCCAGCCGUUUGCACCACUCAUAGACGAAGAAGCUUUUCGCACAACUCACUUACUUGGCCGUCGGAAGGACGAUCGAUGGCUUGCGCUACUCAACAUAGUUCUCGCGCUGGGAAAUAUUACAGCCGCAGGUGCAGAUAAUAAUACCCACCGUGUGUAUUUUGAGCGCUCAAUGGAUCACUUAAAUAUUCGCUCGCUCGGGAACCCUAGCCUUGAAGUCGUUCAGGCCCUAGGACUCAUGGGUGGCUGGUACUGUCACUAUACUAGCCAGCCGAAUCUCGCAUACUCCCUUAUGGGUGCAUCUCUGCGAAUGGCGGUUACGUUAGGCCUCCAGCGGGAACCUUCCGAUAUUCAUUCGAUACUCGAUCCCAAGAAGUCCGGAAUCCAGGAAUUCAAACGUCGGGUCUGGUGGUCGCUUUGUUGCUUGGAGACCUGGGGCCACGAGACGCUCGGCCGGCCAAGUAUGGAUUACUUUGGCCCGAGUAUCACAGUUAAUUUGCCUAGCCGGCUUGACAAGGAAUCUUAUUUCGAGGUCCUUCCCUUGACAGAAAAUGUUCAAUUUAUAAAGAUUGCGUUAAAAAUUCAAGAAUCGUUAGCUGCGCUACCGACCCUAUCGCACGCGGAGAUGUUCGAUCUGGACGCGCAGCUUGUUCGGUGGUGGCAUGACCUGCCGCCAGUCCUGAAGGAUUACGAACCCUGUCCCGAAUCACUAUAUGCAGUGCGUACUGUGAUGCGUUGGCGAUUCUACAACCAUCGCAUGUUACUUUAUCGCCCCACUCUACUGAACUAUGCAAUGCGACGAAUUCCCUUCAUGGCCAUUCGGGUUGAGGAACGCACUGCCAUUCAGAAAUGCCAGGAAAUCGCAGCGAUUUCUAUCCAAGACAUCUUCUCGACAACUACAUUGAAUCAAAUGGUCGGCUGGAACGCUGUUUGGAUGUUAUUCCAGGCCACUAUGGUUCCAUUGAUUUGUUUGUCCGCUGGCGUCGCAGAUCACGAUUCCGCUGCUUCAUUCGAAGCUUGUAAGACGCAGGUUGAAACAGCUAUGUUGACCCUUGGCCGCAUGAAGCCCUACGGACACACCGCAGAACGCUCCCUUGAAGUCAUUUCCGGCAUUCUCGAGUCUAACCUUCGUGGUCCCAUGGCGGAGCCGGUCGAUGCAAGUGGAGAUAGUCUCGACCCCCCAAACCCCCCAAACCCCCAAAACUUUCCUGUCAAUGCUUUCAACACUGGCCAACAGAUCCCUCGCGAUCGUGUUGCGGAUUGGACUGCUACUUCAUUUGAAACGCUUUCGUCUCAGUACAUGUGGGAGUAUUUGAGCUGGGACCAUAGCAAUCUCUGGCCCGAGGUUUUUGACCUCAAUACUCAGAAUGAAAAUGUGCCAAUGUCUUUCUUGACCUCCCCGGGAGGGAACAGGUGA